AUGGCUUCUAUACAACGUAUCAAUAAUUUUAUCAACGGACAAUUUGUAUCGACAGAAGAUUAUUUAAAAAGUUUUAAUCCAACUACUGAAGAAGUUAUUGCUCAUAUUGCUGAUAGUUCAGCAGAAGAUGCUGAACGAGCUGUUCAAGCUGCUCGACAAGCAUUUCCUUCAUGGAGUCAUGAAACAAUCACUAAACGAGUCUAUUAUCUUAAUCGUAUUGCUGAUUUAAUACAAGCACGUUUAGAAGAUUUUGCUCGUGCUGAAUCAUUAGAUCAAGGUAAACCAUUAUGGUUAGCACGUACUAUGGAAAUACCAAGAGCAAUUGAUAAUUUUCGAUUUUUUGCAACAGCUUUAAUGCAAAGUCGUGAAAUUUUUACUCCACAUCCAACAAUACCUAAUGUGAUAAGUUAUACAGUACGAAAUCCAAUAGGAGUUGCUGUAUUAAUUAGUCCAUGGAAUUUACCAUUAUAUUUAUUAACAUGGAAAAUUGCACCAUGUAUUGCAUUUGGUUGUACUUGUGUAUGUAAACCUAGUGAAUUUACUUCUGUGACAGCUGGUAUGCUUGCUCAAGUUUUUAUCGAUGUAGGACUUCCACCUGGUGUUGUUAAUUUUAUUUUUGGUGUUGGUCCACGAGCUGGUCAAGCUCUUAUUACUCAUCCUGAUGUUAAUGUUAUUUCAUUUACUGGUAGUACACUGACAGGUUAUCAUAUUAAAAAAGCAACAUCACAUUUACCUAUUAAAUUAUCACUCGAAAUGGGAGGAAAAAAUGCAGGAAUUAUUUUUAAUGAUGUCGAUCUUACCAAAUGUCUUCCUGUUUUACUUCGAUCAUGUUUUCAAAAUUCUGGUCAAAUUUGUUUAUGUACAAGUCGUUUAUAUGUUCAACGAGGAAUAUAUGAUGAACUUGUUAAAAAAUUUAUUGCUGAAGUUAAAAACUUAAAAGUUGGUGAUCCAUUUGAUGAUAAUACUAAAAUGGGUCCUGUUGUUAGUAAAGAACAUCAAAAUAAAAUAGAAAAAUAUAUUGAAUUAGCACGACAAAGUGGAUAUGAAGUUAUAUCUACUGGUGAAAUGGAUGAAAAUACAAAAAAAACAAAUAAAGGUUAUUUUAUGAUGCCAACAAUUAUUUUAAAUGUUGAUGAUAAUUCAAAAUUAAUGACAGAUGAAAUUUUUGGACCUGUUGUUUGUAUUGUACCAUUUGAUACAGAAGAUGAAGUUAUGAAACGAGUAAAUAAUAUUCAAUAUGGUCUUUGUGGUUGUAUAUGGACAGAAAAUAUUGGUCGAGCUCAUCGUCUUGCUACUCAAAUGGAAUGUGGUACAGUUUGGAUUAAUUGUUGGAUGAUACGUGAUCUUCGUAUGCCAUUUGGUGGUAUUAAAGAUAGUGGUAUUGGUCGUGAAGGUUAUCCUUAUUCUGAAGAUGUAUUUACUGAAAUAAAAACUGUUUGCAUCAACACUACAUAA
Rotaria sordida is the source of this 1455-nucleotide messenger RNA. NCBI's taxonomy places the organism in Eukaryota, Metazoa, Rotifera, Eurotatoria, Philodinida, Philodinidae. The record is from the annotation of a GenBank genome assembly.